Molecule: messenger RNA, 3063 nt
Organism: Caenorhabditis remanei
Lineage: Eukaryota; Metazoa; Nematoda; Chromadorea; Rhabditida; Rhabditidae
Exons: 11
Coding region: 1-3063 (1020 amino acids)
Cellular component (GO): cytoplasm
Molecular function (GO): protein binding
Source: RefSeq, a predicted model, not a curated record
AUGCCGCAUACCGUACCCGGAUGCCUUCAUCCGAGUAAUGGGAGGAACGCCAUUGAUUGGAACGACGGUGGUCUCAUCGCUUAUGGCUCCCACAAUGUAAUUUUCAUAGUAGAUGUGCUCCGUUACAAGCGGAUACAAUCGAUAGAGCAUCAUCAAUCAGCUAUAAAUAUCGUCCGCUGGUCUCCGGCUCGCUCCCCCUUCGCAGAUUCCACAAAAAAUCAGCCAAUAGUCGCCUCCGCCGAUAUAGGAGGCCAUAUUUCCAUCUCAAAUGCUCUCUCAGCCACUCAAAUCAACCAGUUCUCCCAUCCGAAUACCUCUGUUCUCCAAAUGUUCUGGUACCCGUGGAAAGACAUCUCCCGUGACUUCCUUCUCGUCCUUCACUCCUCGAGUACCGUUGUCCUUUGGAAUACGGUAACUGGAGAGAAGGUGUGGAAUCACACGUACUCGCACGUACCGUUGUUCGAUUUUAGUGUCGAUCCGUUCUCGUUGAGAAAUGUUAUAUUCAGCAGUUCUGGCAACAAAGUGCUCGUGUGCUCCGACAUUGCUCUCUCAGAGCCCGCCUCCUCCGGUCACCUCUUCCAAAUUGCUUCAGAAGACACGUCUUCAACUAACUCCAACAUUUACCUCAUCACAUAUCACAAAGCCUAUCGAAAUACGGUUUUUAUCGCCAUCAAUUCUAGUCUAUACGUAGUGAAUCCAGAGUUAAUGUGCUGUCUAUCACGUGUUCCCAUCGAAUCGAAUAUAGUGAAUUGGAUGCCUUCUAGUCGACGAGACGCCCUAUUCGCAGUACAUUCCAAUGGGGCGACCACUUUCAGAGUCACCAAAUUCGAACCGACUGAGGAGAAGAAGCCGAAUGCCAGUUUUACGAUGGACAAGAUCUGCCAAACAGAAUGUGUCCGCCCGAUGAAUAACCAACGAAUCGUGGCUGCCUCCCUCUGUCCGACCACACAAUCUACCGUAUCCGUCCUCUAUCAAAACGGGAAACUCGCAUUCUGGCAACUGUCGAAUGGGCGUGUCCCCCUACUGUACCGCGCGAGUUUCAUUGAGGCUUUACUCGAAUUUAAUGAGAAUUUGACGACGUCGCCUAUUGGAGAGCUCAGUUUACACCAAUUGAGUCAAAUGGGAUCAUUGUCUUCUGGAGUGACUUGUGUGAGGAUGAGACCGAUGGAUGAGUUGACGAAAGUGGAGAAUGAUCCGUUUGCAAACACGGCACUCGGCACUCUCCAUUUGGCCGCCGUCGGCACCAACUCUGGUACCGUCCAUCUCGUCGACGUGUUCACUUCUCAAAUCUAUCGAGAUUUCUCAGUUCAACCGUCUCUUGUGAAAUGUCUCGAAUGGGGCGGAGUCUAUUCUCUUGUCACCGCCGGAUACAAUCAUUCGUUGAGUGCAUCACAGAUUGUGAGAAAUGACGUCUUCAUUACGGACAUCCGGACAGGUUUGGCACGAAGGAUUCGACCGGAGACCGAUGAGAGUCCGAUUACUAUUAUUAGGGUGUCUUAUUAUCACUGCUACCUCGCCAUAGCCUUUCAACGAGAACCACUGGAAAUUUGGGACCUAAAAGGGCUCAGAAUGUUGCGUAAAAUGAGUAGAAGUUGUCCAUUAAUCAUAGACAUGGCAUGGUCCAACAAGCAUCACAGUAUCAAAACAACAGAAUCGACACUCCAAAGUGUCUAUCGGGAGAAUCUUGUACUUCUAGAUUCUGAGAAUCGAAUCUAUCAUAUAACACUUCGGGGACUCCAUGUGAGGGACGGGAAAAUGGUGAACACUCAGUGGAAAUCGGCGAGUGCUCAGAUUUGUGCGAUGACGUGGAAGGAUGAUAUGCUGGCUGUGGGGGAUGUUGAGGGGAAUCUGGUGGUUUGGGAUUUAGGAAGACGUCAGUCCAGACAGGUGAGAGAUGUCUCACACUCGAGAGUUCUUCGGAUGACGUUCUCACGAUUAGCUGGAGAUCAUACGAUGGCGGUGCUUCAUUCGAAAGAAGUCACCUUGUGGGAUACCGAAGCGAUGACAAGGAUUCAAUCGAUACGGAUGGACGCGGCGAAGUUGUGUUUGGACGCCGACUUGUGUGGAUUGUCGCCGUUGGUAUUGUCAAAUGAUAACACGUUGAGAUUUGUGGUGUCGAAUGCGAAGAAUCAGGCGUUGAUGGAGAAAGAAAUCCCGUUCAUCUACCAAGACGAUUCCAUCGGAAUAGUUCGUCAACGUCUCGAAUCCUCUUCCCAAUCAAAAGAAUCAACUCCUCCAGAAGACGAGAAACCGGACGAGAACUUUCUCGAAGACGCUCUUCAAUGGCUCGAGACUCAAAAGUCUCCCCUAAUCGAGACUCUCGAAGCGGAUCUCUCGAAACUUCAACGAGAACGAGUCGUCCGUCGAUUCGUUGGAGAUCACUUCUCCGCUGAUCUAUUAUCGAUCGUUAUCGAUCGAUUCGCCCCGCCCCUUUCUACUGUAGAUCAUUUGCCACCGAAUCUUCAAAUGUUUUGGGAUACGGUAUCAUUUAAAGAGCGUGAGACACGUGUGAUUACUGUAGCGUGUGCCGCCGAUCAGGCGAUGGAACGGCGGCUCGUCGAGCAAGCCGUAGUGGUGGGCGGAGCCGCGAAAGAGAGGGUGACAGAUCGUCUGAUUGUCUCCGCUGAUCUACGAUAUGCAAGUAUCAAAGCGGCACUCCUCGUGUCCUGUCAAGAUAAUGAGAAGGCAAAGUCGCUAAUUAAGUUAAUUGCUACCAACUUAAUUGCGUCGGACUUAAUUGAGGACGGCGUCGAGUUACUGUUUCUCGUGGGUGCUGGUGGUGAUGCGUGCAAGUAUUUACAGUCGCAGAAGCUAUGGACGAAGAGUAUUGUUUAUGCGAAGAUGGGUCUGUCCGAUCCCUCUGAAGUCGAAUCGAAAUGGAUCGGUCAUCUGGCGGAAGAGGCGAAACAAAUCCGCGUGCUCGCCGACGCCUCUCGCCGCAAUUGGCCAGACGUCGUCGAGGCGACGUCUUCAGCCGACGCCGUGCUCGCCCGUCUCAUUCUCCGCACGACGACUUCCACACCGCCGUUGUCAUCGUGUCCGACGCCGUCGGGAGGGAAAUAA